AUGGCCGACUCGUUUCAAAUUGCGUUGGCAAGCUUCAAAAAACGGUUGACCCAAGAGGAACAGUUGCGAUUUCAAACCACAACUCUGGACGAAGUGAAGACCGCCAUACUGAAGAUACAAGAUGACCAAAGCCGGCGUAAAAGCAUGAUGAAUCUCUCUCGUGUCAAAGCCUUUAUCGAAGCAUUUGAACAAUAUUCAAAUGUUGUCGAAGUUUUCCUCAACACAUCUUCAGUGUUGUGUUUCAUUUGGGGCCCUAUGAAAUUUUGUCUUCAGGUUGCAAGCUCAUGGGCCGAGUCUUUCGACACACUAUUGGACGCAUAUCAGCAACUUGCGGAAAACAUACCUCUUCUCGAGCAAUAUGGUGACCUAUUCAAAGGCAAUUCGUAUAUGGUUAACGUACUUGCGUUGUUCUAUGAAGACAUGCUCGACUUCCACCGAGCGGCUCUUAGGGUUUUCAGCAAAUCAACGUGGAAACAAAUAUUUAGGGCGACUUGGAAAGACUUCAACAGCAAAUUUCGGCAUAUACUAGAGAGUCUAGCCCGACAUAAAGCUCUAGUAGAAAGCCAAGCUACGAUUCUUCAAUUCGAAAAGCAGCAAAAAGAUUACACUAAAGCCGAAACUUCGCUUUCAACGAUCCAAGAAUCAAUUCUUCGUAUUCAAGAAUACCAGAGGGAGCAUCUUAACCACAAAAAGCAGUUCGAGACUAUCGAGAAGGAAGAUAACAAGCGUCAACGACUAGCUUUGCUAGAUUGGCUCGCUUCCACCGAUCCGAUACCUGACCAUGAGUUCGCGGUCUCUAUGCGAGCCGAUUAUCCCUCCUCCGGCAACUGGGUUUUGCAAGAGAAUAAGUUAAAAGCGUGGCUUGAUCCUCAACAGUUAACCGUCCCACUUCUCUGGAUUAAUGGUAUUCCCGGAGCAGGAAAAACCAUAUUGGCAUCCGUGAUCAUUGGAGAAUGCAUGAAGAACAGCUCAUCGUCGACAAUAUUCUUCUACUGCAAAUAUGACGAUAAACAAAGAGACACUUUCCUAGCUGUGGCUCGAGCUAUGCUCUCUCAACUGCUGAAGCAAAACGAAGUUCUUCUACCUUACCUUUAUAGCGAGUGUAUCAACAGUCACUCUGUUUCACUUGUCUCGCAUGAAAUGUGUACGAAGUUACUCGAGGUGUGCUUUGAAACUGUAUCUAAAUCCGAAAAGACGUAUGUGAUAAUUGACGGGCUGGAUGAAUGCGAGCCGGUUCAGCGGAGACUCUUGCUCUCUACUCUGGUCUCUAUUGUGCAAAAGACUUUGUAUCCAGGAAUGCUCCGCUUACUGAUUGUCAGUCAGAACGAGCCCGAUAUAAAGAGACACCUUCGGCAAUGCUCAGAUUUACGUUUGUCGAGCUCAUGUAACAGAUCUGAUAUUGAAGUCUAUUCUCGAGUGUGGGCAGAGAAAAUACAGCAGAAGUUUGUUGUACCAGAUGAUACAAAGACAUACAUCAUAAAGGCUGUGUCUGAAGGUGCAGAUGGGAUGUUCUUAUAUGCAAAGCUAACCCUAACUAAUCUUUAUGGGCAAACAUCUCGUGAAAAACUAUUCGAGGAACUUCGGCCGGGAACAUUUCCAGUUGGAUUUGAACAAGCAUACUCGAGGAUUGUGUGUCGAGUGUAUCAGAACCCCAACGAGUCGGAGCGAGCUACCGCAGAAAGAUUAUUGGGCUGGAUUUCAUGUGCUAAGCGUCCCAUGCGAUGGCAUGAAAUACAGGCUGCAGUAUCAAUUAACAUGGAUGAUGAGGAUGUGAACUUUGAGGACCGCCAACUACGGACUCAUAUUCAGGAUCUCUGUGGGUCUCUCGUGGAAGUCCUUCCAGGGGACCGAGUGCAACUCGUGCACAGCACCGCGAAAUCUUACUUGGUUGAUAAGAGCCAUGUAAGAAUUAUUAUAGAAGAGCAGAAACUGGCAGUAAUGUGCCUACGCUACCUGCUUUUCCAAUGCUUUGACCCGACUACACCUGACAAUCAAAUCCAUCACUAUGUCAAUGAAGGUUAUUAUGCAUUCCAGGAAUAUGCAAUUGUGUAUUGGGUUGAUCAUCUAGAGUCUCUGAUUGAGCAAUUAUCACCAUCGGACCUUGAAAACUCAGAACAAUGCGACCUUGGGUCCGCCAUUGCGGAAUUUUACGAGAUUUUUGGGGUGCAAAGCACAAAAAGGUCGGAUGUCCUCUCCUUCUUAGAAGAUCGAUGUACUCAUCUUGUUGGGUCCGACCAACUAGACUCACUUCUUCUUCUGCUGAGCCACACUAGAAAAGUUCGGGCCGCUCAAGAUGAACUUACAGAGCCAACGGAGUUAAAGAUCAUCCUCGAGAAAGUACGAUCCUAUUUAGCCAAACUGUCCAAAUCAAAAAACUUAACGAUUGUGGAAAAGCAAAAGCUCAAUACUUAUUACGGUUCAAAAUGGAUCAAAUGUCCUCGCCAUGCAUGUUUCUACUUCCAUGAGGGGUUUCCUGACGAAUCUAUUCGUGAUAAGCACCUUCUACGACACGAGAAGCCCUUUUUAUGUACAGAUCUAAAUUGUCUGAGAAAACAUUGGGGAUACAGUACCGAGAAGGAACUCAAAAGACAUGUGCUAAUAGAGCAUCCCGAUCCAGCAGCUUUCGGGGGGAAAUUUCCAAAGGUCAAGAAAGAACCAGUGAAGCAUCAAUGUGAUCGAUGCGAAAGCUCAUUUACAAGGUCAUCAGGUCUAAAGAUACACCAACGGAAACAUGAUGGAAUAAAACCAUUUAAGUGCGAAUCUCCUGGCUGUUCAGCGGCAUUUUCGAGGAGAUGGGAUCGUGAUAGACAUGUGAGGUCUACUCAUUCAGGAAUGGGAAAUGCUAGUGGAUCGCAAUCACCACAAUCUACGCCUGUUCAAAGUCUGCCAUAG
This is a messenger RNA of Botrytis fragariae, 2892 nucleotides long. RefSeq names its product putative nacht domain protein. Bases 1 to 2892 code for a protein of 963 amino acids. The record is from RefSeq and is a predicted model, not a curated record. The transcript has 7 exons. Lineage: Eukaryota; Fungi; Ascomycota; Leotiomycetes; Helotiales; Sclerotiniaceae.